Dujonia railenensis is the source of this 459-nucleotide messenger RNA. The record is from the annotation of a GenBank genome assembly. NCBI's taxonomy places the organism in Eukaryota, Fungi, Ascomycota, Pichiomycetes, Serinales, Debaryomycetaceae.
AUGUCUGCAGACCACACGAGAGAUCCAUGUCCUAUUGUCAUUUUGAAUGAUUUUGGUGGUGCGUUUUCUAUGGGUGUCAUUGGUGGUUGCGUUUGGCACGGUAUUAAAGGUUUCCGUAACUCUCCUUACGGUGAAAGAGGAUAUGGUGCUAUUUCUGCCAUUAAGGCAAGAGCUCCAGUUGUAGGUGGUAACUUUGGUGUUUGGGGUGGAUUAUUCUCAACAUUCGAUUGUUCCGUCAAGGCUGUUAGAAAGAGAGAAGAUGCAUGGAAUGCAGUCAUUGCCGGUUUUUUCACUGGUGGUGCCUUAGCUAUCAGAGGUGGAUGGAGACACACAAGAAACUCAGCCAUCACAUGUGCUUGUUUGUUAGGUGUUUUCGAAGGUGUAGGUAUGAUGAUGCAAAGAUUCAUGGCUCAACCUACCAUGGCUCCACAGUAUCCAGACCAACCGUUAACUGCAUAA